Messenger RNA from Serendipita indica DSM 11827, 1467 nucleotides. The record is from the annotation of a GenBank genome assembly. Lineage: Eukaryota; Fungi; Basidiomycota; Agaricomycetes; Sebacinales; Serendipitaceae.
AUGGGUGCGCUGCAGCACAACUCGACCCAGUCGAAUACAGAAUUGUUAGAGCCCUUGCAGAGUAUGCAAUUGGGCUUUGUAGGCAAUACUGCUUCUGUCUGCCCCAUCAACCGUUUGCCCGUUGAGCUGCUGCGGGUCAUCCUCAACGAAGCAAACGACGGCGAGUGCAGAUACGAUAGCCGUGGAACAAUUGAAACUGGAAUACCUACACGUGCGAUUCAACUCACGCACGUCUGUCGGCGAUGGCGUGCAAUCCUCUCGGGCAUGCCUUCCCUGUGGACGGAUGUGGCAUUCUCCCUCUCGACAAUAAAAGAGUGCAAGGCCAGAGAGCUGUGGUCUGUCAUUGCACCACGCACCCGGCAGAGUCUUGCCACGAUUAGAAUCCAGCACGCGGAUUCUGGUCGUCUCACUCUUGCAGUGUGCAACCUCAAGGUUAUGCGCUCCAUCGAAAAACUUGCACUACAUGUUGGAUACCCGUCAUCCGGCCUUACCUUCCUUAACCGCGAGUACACAAACCUGGCGUGCCGCUGCCGCGUACUGGAAUUGUACGGUGGUUACAGUGCGCCAUCAUGCCACGUUAACCUUUCUAUCGCUCUUUACCACUUUGAUGGUGUCGAAGGCCUAGUGAUACGUGGGCUGGGGGACGUGAUGCUAGAUGUCGCACCCUCCAAGCUAGCCUCGCUCACAGAGAUCACUCUGAAGGAUCUAGGUGAGGUUCGCCUCAUAGAUAUCAUGAGGGAGGUCAAGACCCUUUGCAAUUUAAUUUGCGUGAGGGUCGACGUCAAGUGGGAAGCGCCCGUUCAACGAUUCGAAUCUGGUCUGAAGAGGCUUGCGCUCAUAGCCUUGGAAGACUAUGGCUGGCUUUUCUAUGUAAUAUUCCCCGCACUGGAGAUCAUCGAGUUCAUGCAGACCCCCUCGACGUCAUUCUCCCCCUUCGUUUCGACCCUUCCCAAACUGAAGAGCCUCAACUGCGACAUCAAGCAAGAGAAAACAAUACUCGAAAUGAACCGGACCUCGCACCGGCUCGAGCGUCUAGUCAUCCAUUCAGACAUUGUAUUGCCCCUCUUCACCCCGGUGGCAUACAAUUUGACCCAACCCGUGUUCCCAAACCUUUCUAUCCUCGAACUAUGGCUCGAAAAUUUAUCCAUUGCCUCACUUGAACGCCUCAUCUACGGGCGUUGUCUCCCAAGGAGCCAUCAAUUGUCUCUUCUCCCAACGGAAACGUCCCUGAUCGCCACGCUUAGGCUCUACUGGAAGGCCUCUCCAGGUGAACCGGUUGUACAAACAGUUGAGGACAGCGAACUCAUUGCUUCCGCAAGUCGGCGGAAAAGGGACGAGGUUGAGACUUACAACGGCAGGUAUGUCCGACUGACGCUCGGAUGGACGGAGGAGCCGGUAAGAUUACCGGACUAUACCAAUUGGUUGUCCGACAUUUAUAUGUCGGCAGCCAAAUUCUAUAAACCAUAG